Molecule: messenger RNA, 784 nt
Organism: Helicoverpa armigera (cotton bollworm)
Lineage: Eukaryota; Metazoa; Arthropoda; Insecta; Lepidoptera; Noctuidae
Exons: 3
Coding region: 56-784 (242 amino acids)
Biological process (GO): proteolysis
Molecular function (GO): serine-type endopeptidase activity
Source: RefSeq, a predicted model, not a curated record
AGAGCUGUGUUUACCGCGGUCCGGGAAGUACACUCCUGGCGAGACGUUUGACCCCAUGCUGCGUUUCGUCUCGUUCACGAUAUCAGUAUCGAACCCGUAUUGUGACUUCUAUAAGAAGAAGGGUGUCAUUUUGAAGCCGGGGAUGCUUUGUGUGGGGAAGUCCCGGGAGGAGGACAAUGUGACGUCAUGCCUGGCAGUCCCGGGCGCCCCACUGGUGGUUGAGGGCCAUCUUACUGGCUUACUGUCUUGGGGCUACGGCUGCGGAUAUGUGAACGAUCUGCCACUGGUUUAUACCAAUAUGCAGUAUUAUCAACCAUGGUUACUGCACAACAUCCCGCUAAUACGGCGCAUUACAAAGCAGAACUUGACACUUCUCUUCCAAUUAAAACGAGCGCACAUUUUAACAACAUGGCUUAACUUAACCAGAGUAGUGAAACCCGUUCCAUUCACUCUAUCAGAUGAGCCAAUGGAGACUCUCAAGUUGGAUAGAGAACUGGCUAAGUUAAAGGGAAGAGUGUAUGAUAUAAGGGAUUUUAUCUUCAGAGGGAUGCACCGUAAGUAUAAGAAGAGGCUUUACGAGAAAUUGAAGGAGAGAAUAGCAGAGAAAGAAGCUAUAAAGAAGAUACACGAGGCAUCGGAGAUAACGAGUUCUGCUCCAUUUCUCGAUCCUGACAAUCUGUUUCAAACCACGAAACAGGGCACGGGACUGACGUUCAUGGAACAAACGCAACCCUUUGCGACUGACGGCGAUAAUGCGUACUAUGAGGAUUAUGCAGGAGCUUAG